CGGGCCGGGCCGGAGCAGGGCGGGGGAGCCCCUCGGGGCUGCGGGGCCCAGACCGGGGCCGAGUUGGGCUCGUCGGGCCCCGCUGUGCGCGGUGGGCGAGGCCGGAGCAGGGCGAAGCUUCCCUGUGCAGGUGUGCGUGCUCUGUGGAUGAGCCUCGGUCCUGAAGGAUGGCCAGCAGUCCCAGGAAUAACACUUCCCUCUCCGUUCAGAAAGCCACACAGGUGGAAUAUUCCCAAGGGAAGAAGUCCCAGCAUACAGAAGAAGCAAACUUCUACAUGAACUGCAGAGCAGCUUAUCUGACUGUUCUGAAAAGCAGCUUGGAAAAUAUCAAAUGCAGAGAACAGCUCAGCCUAGUACUUCAACAGGCUGGAAGAAAUCCAUCUCAGAAGACCCUUAAUAAAUAUUGGACUUCACAGACAACUGCACUGAAUUUUGAUGAUUUUUGUGCUAUUUUAAAACAAGAAAAGCCAGUUACAAAAACUGAGCUGCUCGAAGCAUUUGGAAAAAUAGACACAGAUAAAACUGGAUAUAUUUUACAUGAUGAACUCUAUAAAAUCCUUACAACAAGAGGUGAUAAAAUGACUUGGGAUGAAGUGAAUGCAAUUACUAAACAGGCUGAUUUUAACUGCAGUGGCAAACUUGAUUACAGCAAGUUUUGUGAGUUGUACCUGACCACCAGGGAGCAGAGCUGCAGGACUGCCCGGGAGAGGCUGGAAGUUGACAGUAGGUUGAGGCAGCAGCAGUUUGGGAAUCAAGCUGAAACUUCCUCUGAAGGGAUCCCACUGCCAGUGCCAAAACCAUCGCCCAGAAUCUCCAAGAAAACUGAUCCCAGACUGCCAAAAGGUGACAGCAGAGCUCCUUCAAGGCCCUCAUCAGCCCAAAGUGGCAAAGCUUCCACUUGUCCCGCUGUCAGUGUGGGUUCCAGCUGCAACAGGAGCACAAAGCUAAUUGAGCCCGACACAAUGAAGGAAUGGCAACGUGCACAAUCCAAAGGCUGCUUCUACUUGGAAGAAGAUGGUGAAAUCAUCAGUCACAAGUACAGGGUGCACUUCCCUCAGAGGUCCUCAGUUUGUGUCACCAUCAAGCCUUUAAAUGUUCCCCAGCUAGAGGGAAGAUCUUGUCACUGGUUGUCAGUGGAUACAGCUUUAUUUAUUCUGAAGGAGAAUGAAACCCAAGAGAAUCUACAGCUUGUGAGCUUUACUGAAGUACAGAACAAAGAGAUGUUUGGCUGGAAAGGGGAGCUUGGAUCUGGGAAUUACUGGCUGCUCCCCUUCACAACAGGCUGCAGGCUGAGGAAGGGGAAAACACAAGUUACUGGAGAAGCAAAAUUGGUGUAUAGGGAUGAAGAUGGAGAGCUGGCCCUCACCAAAGACUUCAGAGCUGCUUUAUUGGAUAUAUUUGAAACAAUAGAUUUGGAUGGAAAUGGCCUCCUGAGUCUGGAGGAAUACAACUUCUUUGAACUGAGAACUAGUGGAGAGAAGUGUGAUGAGGAAGCAUGGGCUGUGUGUAAAGAGAAUUUUGAGAUGAAGAAGAAUGAACUCACGAGACAAGGAUUCCUGGAUCUGAAUCUCAUGGAAGCCACGGACCGGGAAGGGGAUCCCAGUGACCUCUGGGUCACUCUGUUGUCCCUGGGCUACAACAAGGCCUUAGAAAUGACAGAGGCCUGUCCCUUUGUCAUUGACGUCUAUGCAGAGAGAUGCAAACCCCGAAUCAAAGCCAUGUGUCUGGAGGCAGGGGGCUCCCAGCUCAGCAGGGCUGUUUGCAGGGCUGUGGUGAAUAAAGGAGAGCCCAAAGUACUGGAUGGCUCCGAGAACAUCGUGGUCCACACCUACAAAUCAGGCAGGAGAAUCACUUCUGUUAUUGAAAAUAAGUCUGAAAACAAAGUGAUUAUUCAUGUCAACAAUGAGCAGAGUAAGAACUGCCUAAAUAACAGGGGUCUUACAGUUUUUGCUGUAGAGGUGGCACCAAAAUCCAUGAUGUUUCCUUUUGUAGAUCUUUUAUCAUGAGAAGGAGCGUGUGGAGAGUGGCAUCUUGGUGACCAGUACAGAUCAGAUGUUGUUCUUGAUGUUUUAUUAUAAAAGUCCAUAACAGUUCAGUUUUUCAUACUUGGGCCUGUCUCAGUUUUCCAUCCAAUACAUGUACCUUUUACUAAUAGUUUUAAUAAUCCUUUUCUAAGGCUGUAUUUUCUUUUUAUUUUUCACUUUAGCAAAUUUUAAUCAGAUACACUGAUACCUGUGAGGGACAGACCAAGCAUGCACUAACCAGAAAGAGCAAUAAAUGCAUCUCAGUCCUUCUGAACAAUGUGAUUUGCAGACAGCUGCUUCUGUUAAACUUGGCUUAAGGAUGUUUAGCCACGAGGCAUUUUGAUCUCCUGAUCCUUGUUGCAGAGCUGGGCAGGCUGUAGUGAAAAUUCUAAAUGAGAGUUCUAAGGGAUAGAAUGUGAAAAUGCUUUACAAAUGCAGAUGGUGUUUUUCUUCAUUUAUUUAUGAAUAAAAUCCUGGUUUUAUUAUUCUAAAAGUACAGUCCCUUUGUUUAAAAGAAGAGGCUUCCAAGCUAUUUUAUAUUUCCCAGCUUUCCCGUGUGGAUUCAAACCCAUUGUAAACAGCACAGUCCCGUGACACAGGCAGGGCUGGGGCCUAUUCUAAUACUGCUGCUGACACUUUAGAUAUCCAUAGGUUGGUCCUGUAAGGUGUUUUUUAGUUGUAAUUUAGGCUUCAUUCAGUACUGGGUUCAGUGCCCCUGUGAAUGUUUUGCUGUCGUGUAAUUAAAUUCCGUGGUGAUUUUUGCCUGUCAGCCGUCAAUAUGGAUGAGGAAUGCUCAUCAUUUAGUGGUGCAAGUACUGAAACAGUUCAUUUUGCUUACACAGCACGUGAGGUGACAGUUC
Molecule: messenger RNA, 2884 nt
Organism: Corapipo altera (White-ruffed manakin)
Lineage: Eukaryota; Metazoa; Chordata; Aves; Passeriformes; Pipridae
Gene: EFCAB7
Product: EF-hand calcium binding domain 7
Exons: 15
Coding region: 168-2006 (612 amino acids)
Molecular function (GO): calcium ion binding
Source: RefSeq, a predicted model, not a curated record